Messenger RNA from Erythranthe guttata (spotted monkey flower), 3821 nucleotides. RefSeq lists its product as uncharacterized. Gene Ontology annotation, molecular function: syntaxin binding; myosin II binding; GTPase activator activity. The record is from RefSeq and is a predicted model, not a curated record. Gene Ontology annotation, biological process: exocytosis; Golgi to plasma membrane transport. NCBI's taxonomy places the organism in Eukaryota, Viridiplantae, Streptophyta, Magnoliopsida, Lamiales, Phrymaceae. Gene Ontology annotation, cellular component: plasma membrane; cytoplasm.
CCACACUCCGAAAUCUCCAAACGUUCGAUUUUUUUUUUUAUUUGGAGAGGAAGGAUUUAAGGAGGUUUUUUGAAUUCCGCCAUGUUCGCAAAACGUUUGUUGCAGAAGGCAGCUCAUCGUCAUCAUCAGCGUCACGAAAAAGGUUUGCUGACGUCAGACGACUUGAAUCUUCAGGUCAAUGUGCACUAUGGGAUUCCUUCUACGGCGUCGCUUCUUGCUUUUGAUCCGAUUCAGCGCCUACUGGCAAUCGCCACAUUGGAUGGUAGGAUAAAGGUAAUUGGUGGUGAUAACAUCGAAGGACUUUUGAUUUCGCCAAAGAUGUCGCCAUAUAAAUACUUAGAGUUUCUGCAGAAUCAAGGUUUCUUGGUUAGCAUUACAAAUGACAAUGAAAUUCAGGUUUGGAAUCUGGAGACAAGGUCAAUAGCUUGUUGUUUACAGUGGCAAUCCAAUGUAACUGCUUUCUCUGUAAUCAGUGGCUCCUCAUUUAUGUAUAUUGGCGAUGAAUACGGAUUGAUGUCCGUUCUGAAGUAUGAUCCAAACAGUGAACAGCUUUUGCAAUUUCAUUACCAUCUAUCUUCAGAUUCUCUUGCUGAAGCUACUGGAUUCUCAAUUUCUAGUCGGCAACCUAUAGUUGGACUUCUUCCUCAACCAUUUUCUUCGGGAAAUAGGCUAUUGAUUGCUUAUGCCAGUGGGUUGAUUAUUCUCUGGGAUGUGGUUGAAGCACAUGCUAUUGUUGUUCGAGGUGAUAAGGUCCUUCAACUGAAAAACAAAGUUGUUCCUCCUAACGACGUAGACACCAGCACUUUCGACGAUACACCUUCUUGUGACUUGGAGGAGAAAGAGAUCACUGCUCUGUGUUGGGCAUCUACUGAUGGGUCCAUUCUUGCUGUUGGAUAUAUAGAUGGGGAUAUUUUAUUUUGGAAUACAUCCAAAGAUUCUCCUAUCAAGGACGAAGAAGCUCGGUUGUCACCAAAUGUUGUCAAGCUACAGUUGUCUUCUGCUGAGAAGAGGCUGCCUGUCAUUGUUUUGCACUGGCUGGACAACAGUAAAUCUCAUAAUCGUCUAGAAGGUCAACUUCUCGUGUAUGGUGGUGAUGAGAUAGGAUUCGAAGAAGUUGUUACGGUUCUUAGUCUUGAAUGGUCAUCUGGAAUGGAAGCAGUGGGAUGUGUAGGUCGUGUAGACCUCUCUCUUACUGGCUCUUUUGCUGAUAUGAUUUUAAUACCAUCUGCUGGUGCAACUGGGAGUGAUACAAAUGCUUCUCUGUUUGUUUUAUCAAACCCUGGCCGUGUAAAUAUCUAUGAUAGAAGCAGCCUUUCUUCCUCAGACUUGCAGGCCAGGAUGGAACUACCUACCUCUGCUGUAAAUUUUCCUGCUUGCAUACCAACUAUUGAUCCUGUGAUGACUGUUUCAGAAUAUUUUCAUAUAUAUGGAAGCAUAGAAGCCUUGGUAUCCAAGUUAGCUGCGGUGAGUUCAACACAUACAUUGCCUGGGAAUAGAAAGUGGCUCUUAACUGGGGGUGUCAAUAAUAAUAUAAAUUUUGGUGAAGAUAACAAGGUCCACAGACUGUACGUAGCAGGCUAUCAGGAUGGAUCAAUUCGACUAUGGGAUGCUACUUAUCCAGUUUUUUCGUUCCUUUGCGUUUUGACAAAUGAGGUUACUGGAGAAAAUUUGGAUGAUUCUAGUGCAUCAUUGACGACACUUGAUUUAUGCUUCUCCACGUUGAGAUUAGCAGUUGGCAGUGAAUGUGGUCUGGUCCAAGUUUACCACCUCUAUGGCAGCGACGAAACAAGCUUUCAUUUUGUUACUGAGACCAAAAGUGAAGUUCGCAGCUCUGCUAAAGUUCAAGGACCUAGGCGUGGAGCUGUUUUCAACAUUGUAAAAUCAGGAGUUCAGGCACUGAAAUUCACAAAUGAUGGCUCCAAACUUAUUGUUGGAUAUGAAUGUUCUCGAAUUGCAGUGCUGGAUGUGCAUUCAUCAUCUGUUUCCUUUAUAACAGACUCUAUAACCGACUCCCCAGUGGUAUCAGUACACUGUAAAGCUAUUGUUUAUGAAACGGCUAAAAAUAAUAAUGAAUCUGCACAAAAGAUCCCAGAUAACUGUAGAAGAGAAGCUAUAUUCAUAUUAACCAAGGAUGCAAGUAUCUAUGUUAUUGACGGUAAUAAUGGUAGUAUGAUUAGCUCAAGGCCUGUCCAGUUGAAGAAGAAGUCAACAGCAAUUUCCGUGUAUGUUAUAGAAAGCCAGGCAGCUGUUUAUAAAUCUGUCGAUAAACAACAGUUGCCGAAGGAUGAUAUUCUAAGAAAUGAGCUUCCCGAGGAUGCUGCCCAAGUGAGUGAGAAAAGUAAAACUGAAGACCACCCUUUGGACAAAAUUCCCUCCACACAAAGUUUGAAAGAUUUAUAUGUCUUGCUUUGUUGUAAGGAUUCAAUACGUGUACACCCUGCCAAGUCUGUGGUUCAAGGAGAAAGUAAAUCUAUUCAUAAAGUCAAACUUUCCAACCCCUGCUGUUGGACUACUCUCAUCAGAAAAGAUGAAAAAGUUUGUGGAUUGGUCGUCUUUUAUCAGACAGGCGUGAUGGAGAUCAGAUCGUUACCUGAUCUGGAAUUGGUGAAAGAAUUUUCUUUAACGUCAGAGUUAAGGUGGAAUUUCAGGGCAAACAUGAAAGGGAUGAUCAGCUCGACAGAAAAUUCGCAUAUUGCAUUGGCAAAUGGCUAUGAAGUGGCAUUUAUUUCUGUACUCGACGGUGACCAUGAUUCAAGGAUCCAAAAGUCCCUGCCUAGUCUUCAUGAUGAAGUGCUUGCGGCUGCGGCUAGUGCUGCAAUUAGUGCUUCCUCGGAUCUCAAGAGAAAACAGGGAGGCAACACUGGAAUUCUUGGAGGUAUUGUAAAAGGAUUUAAGGGGCGGAAUCAAAACAAAUCAACGAAUCAUGGCUCCAACUAUAAAUCUGAUUUUAGUCACCUAGAGGAAAUAUUCACGAGGAAUCCAUUUCCAGAGUCAUCAACACCUACAGAUGAACAGGAAGCUUUUGAGCUUACUAUAGAUGACAUUGAAAUUGACGAACCUAUACCUUUUGCAUCUACGUCAUCCCAUGAAGUAGGUAAACAAGUUAAAGACAAGAAAAAUGAACGAGAACAAUUAUUGGAUGAUGGUGGUGAGAUUAAGCCUAGACUUAGAACACGGGAAGAAAUCAUUGCUAAAUACAGAAAAGCUGAGGACGCCUCGUCUGCAGCUGGAGAAGCAAGAAACAAGCUUCUGGAGCGCCAGGAGAAACUUGAGAGAAUCAGUAAACGAACGGAAGAUCUUCGUAAUGGAGCCGAAGACUUCGCAUCAUUGGCUGGCGAGCUUGCCAAGGCAAUGGAAAACCGGAAAUGGUAUCAAAUAUGAUAGCAUUUCAUAGAAGUUGCUUCAUCUCUUUCAGUUGUCCUCUACGUGUGAUUUGCAUAUUUUGGUUUCAAGUGAAGCUUUGUGGUUACAACUCAUGAGAAAUGGACAUAAUUUAUAUCAAUCGGCUUAUUAUUCGUGGUUCUCAUCAACAUGGAAAUACAACCCAGUUGAGGAAACUGGAGAGAAAGGCAUUCUUUCGUUUGUUUGUUUUCCCCUUUUUUACUGUAAAUUAUGGAUGGCCUAAAGAUGAUACCGCGGAUUUGCCUGCAACAGCUUGGAAAUAAUUACUUAUUGGGUGAGAGGAUUUUGUAACCGGUGCUACAGAUCAUGAGCGUUCAUAAUUCUUUGUAUUUACAGUGUAAAUAGUUGUUCCAUGUUUCACGAGACAUCGAACAUGUUUGAAUUAAUUUUUUUUAAGUGGAUUUCAAGACUUGUUUUUU